AUGCAGAUUCGGGUGAGGGCAGUGCGCGCUUCGUAUAGCUGGAAGUGGGUGAAGGCGGAGGGAAUUUGCGGGAUAUGCCAGCAGCCGUUUGAGCAGAUGUGCUCGGAGUGCGAGCAUCCGAUAGAGUGCAUUCCCUCGUUUGGGGCUUGCAAGCAUUGCUACCACAAGCACUGCAUAAAGAACUGGAUAGCCACGAACAAUUUGUGCCCGAUAUGCAGGGCGGAGUGGCGGGAGAGAGUCAGAUAG
Messenger RNA from Nematocida major, 246 nucleotides. Its product is annotated as anaphase-promoting complex subunit 11. The transcript has a single exon. Gene Ontology annotation, biological process: positive regulation of mitotic metaphase/anaphase transition; protein ubiquitination; anaphase-promoting complex-dependent catabolic process. The record is from RefSeq and is a predicted model, not a curated record. Lineage: Eukaryota; Fungi; Microsporidia. Gene Ontology annotation, cellular component: anaphase-promoting complex; nucleus. Bases 1 to 246 code for a protein of 81 amino acids. Gene Ontology annotation, molecular function: ubiquitin protein ligase activity; zinc ion binding; cullin family protein binding.